UAUAAUAAUAAUAAUAAUAAUAAUGAAAAAGAAAAUACUAAAAAUAUGAUAUUUGAAAUAGAAAAUAUUGUUGAGUAUGCAGCUAAAAAUUACAAAUUAAAUAUAAUAACAGACAUGAUUAAUGAUAAAUUAUUUAAUUGUCUUAUGGAAAUGAUAUCAUCAUCAAAUCGAAAAAUAAAUUUACUGGGAAAUAGAAUUUUCCAACAGAUAAUUGAUCGUAAUAACAAUAAAAAAUUUUUUUUAACACCGAAAAUUUUUUACGAAACGACAAAUUAUUUAAUUAAAAUAAAUAAAGAAUGUAAAAGUGAGUGUGAGUUUUUUAAAAAUAAUCGUAUAUUAAUUCAUGAUACUUUUUUGUCAAGUCUAAUGAAACACGCGAUGACGAAAGUUAAUUUAGAAUCAACGUACUGCAGUAUUUGUUUGUUGGCAGUUGAAAUACCAUCAGGAUUUACAGCAGCAGCUAUAGUUUGUCUUGUUAUGAAUAUUCAAGAAUUAACUCUACAAAGUAUUAAUUCGAAAAUAAAUCGUAAAGUGUCUUAUCAUAUUCAUGCAACAGUUAUGGCAAUAAUAACUUUAAUUUGUCGUAUUUAUAAUGCUAAAAUUCUUUAUAAUUAUGUUAACAAAGUUAUGAUGGAACGAGCGCAAUGGGCACCUCAUUUAAAUCCACCACUUAAAAAUAAUUAUGUAUUUCCAAUUCACUAUGUACUUUGGAAUAAAUCUGAAUUAUUUUUUGUCGAUUGGGAGGCACGUUUUGGACUUUGGAAAUGCUUUCGUAAAAAUAUUUACGAUCAUGAUAAUGAUACUGAAAAAUAAAAUUUUUUUUAAAUUUUAAAUAACGUCAAUUAAACUCAUUCACUUGUUCUAUUUUGUUAAUUAUAUAAAAAAAAAUAUUAUUAAUUACAAUUUAUUAUAAAAUUACAUAUUAGUUAUGUAAUAUUUUACCAUUAUAUAUAUAUAUAUAUU
Molecule: messenger RNA, 963 nt
Organism: Microplitis demolitor
Lineage: Eukaryota; Metazoa; Arthropoda; Insecta; Hymenoptera; Braconidae
Exons: 1
Biological process (GO): protein localization to plasma membrane
Cellular component (GO): plasma membrane
Source: RefSeq, a predicted model, not a curated record